CGGAACGGAGCCGUUUACUGAAGGACCUGAGCGGGACAUUUUGAAAACAGGAGCGCGCGGCCCAGUGUGAGGAAUGGUCUCUCGGUUCCAGUUGAAAGAUGGAAGUUCCGAGUCCUGCCGGCUUGUACAGGGAUGUGAAGGUCAUCAAAGUACCGGCUGCCCCCAGUAUUGAGGAUUUCACUAUCAUAAAACCCAUCAGUCGCGGGGCUUUCGGUAAAGUGUACCUGGCUCGGAAAAAACACGAUGAGAAGAAGCUUUAUGCAGUCAAGGUUGUCAAGAAAGCUGAUCUGUUACAUAAAAACAUGGUGCAGCAACUGCAAGCAGAAAGAGCUGCACUAGCUCUUAGUAAAAGCCCUUUCAUUGUGCAUUUGUACUAUUCGUUGCAGUCUGCCAACAAUGUUUACCUUGUGAUGGAGUAUCUCAUUGGUGGAGAUGUAAAGUCUCUGCUUCAUAUUUAUGGCUAUUUUGAUGAAGACAUGGCUGUAAAGUACAUCUCCGAGGUCGCUGUUGCUUUGGAUUACUUGCACAGACAUGGUAUUAUUCAUAGAGAUCUGAAGCCUGACAACAUGUUGAUUUCAAACCAGGGCCACAUCAAGUUAACUGACUUUGGCCUCUCCAGAGUUACUCUGAACAGAGAGAUAAACAUCAUGGAUAUUCUCAACACACCAUCCAUGAUUAAUCCAAAACUGGAUUACUAUCGUACUCCAGGCCAGAUCUUGUCUCUCAUCAGUUCUUUGAGCUUUAACACAGUAGGAGGAAAGACCAAAGAUGCGUCGCCAAUAUUGAGUCCCAUGGUGCGAAACAACAGCAAUCUCUCCUUUGGAUCACUUUGUUCUCCUCUGCCUCAGAGUGCCAAAGCAUGUGACAAAGAGCAUAAGAUAAAAGGUGCUGACAGCUCAUCUUGUAGUCCUUCCCUGCCGGUUCGAUAUCUGACACCAGACUUUGUCCAGUCAAGUAAGAGGUUUGGAGCAUCAACUACCAGCAGCCAAUCCCACUUUUAUCCCUCCAGUAUUGAAUCAGGGUGUUUAAAUAGCCCAUUGUGGGAAAAGGAGGGCUCAGAAGCUGUACAGCUUAUUACUGGAGUGAUGAACACUGGGACUGCUGUAACAGGGAAGUCAACUGGAAAGAAUGGAGAUGAUAAAGAAAAUGUGAGGCUUGCUAUUUCUCCAGCUGAGGAUGAAACCAGCCCAGAAAAUGGGUUCAGUGAAGUCUCUGGGUGCAACCAAAUGCGGGCCACCCCAUUUAACAAUGUAUUGGCCAAGGGCCUUGUCAAAAAAUGUCUUUACAAAAAUGUGCAAAGGAAAGAAGAGAAAUAUACUUCACCUAUAGCUGAGGUGACGAAAGAUGUAGUCAAUAUAUGUCAUAUACCUAGCCCUUCACCUCCUUGGAGGACUAAAGUAGUGGAAAAGUCUGCAAAUUUCAACCAAGGUUUAUGUCUGACCAUCACAGAAGAGACAUUUUCUGAAAAUUUACAUUUUACAGCCUGCCUAAGGGAUGCUUCACCCAAUGCUAGCAAAGGGUAUUGUGGGCAUAGAUUUCAAGAGGAAAGUCAAGAUCAACAACAAAAGUCAAAGAGAACCUUUGAUCAGGUGGACCAGAGUCCAUUUUCAAUCAGCUCUCGCAGGAAGAAAUCUAAUGCUGAGUAUAAACGUGGAUGUGAAAUACCAGAAUUCCAGCCAGUUGUUCACACUGGUUUAACCAGGGAAAUACGGGCACUAGGAUUAGAUCCUGCAGAAUCCAACUGCAAAAGUCCUAAUGUAACUAAUGGGGAUUUCGGAGAGACCAUCAGUAUAUCUGAAAGAAUAUCUGAGGUUACACCUGUCACUCCUUUAGCGAAGAACCUGUUGAGUGAACUGGAUGAACAAUGUGAAAAGGAGAAUUGUGGAGAUGACUUUAAUUGUAGUUUUCAGACUGAUGAGCAUGAUAUGAGUCUAAAAAGAAGCUUGAGUAUGUAUUCAGCCUCUUCAACUCAGGAUGUAUCUUGCACAGAAAGUCAUUCUGAGAAAGCAUUAGACACAAGUAUCAAAGACACUUCAUUUGAGGAGCUCACAAUUAAGGACCAAGUGUCUCCACAGUCUUGCCUCCUUGGUAAAAUGCUGCCUUUUCCUCAGUGUACAGCUCCAAUGCAUCAGCUUGUAAAUGCUGAUAGGAGCCAUCAUAUGGGUCAUUCAACAGAAGGUGGUUAUGACCUUCAACCAUCAUUCAUGGUCAAUCCUUUGACUUCAUAUCAAAACAAGCCUAUUGUAGGAUUUCGAAGUUAUUGUAGUCCAAUAUAUGAAUCUGAUUUGUCCAUACAAUCUAGGAUGAGUGUUGAUUCUGUAGAGAAGAUGGAUACAUCCCUUUGCACUAGUAGCUACCCACGAGCUGCAACACCUUUACCAAGAGCCCAACCAUACAGAGUGACAGGGUCAUCUCAGACUCCACUGCUGACCGCUGUGCAAACCCCUUAUAGAACUCCGAAAAGUGUACGGAGAGGGCCAGCUCCAACAGAAGGGGAUAGAAUCCUGGGCACACCAGAUUACCUGGCUCCUGAAUUGCUCUUGAGAAUGCCACAUGGUCCUGCUGUGGAUUGGUGGGCACUUGGUGUGUGCUUGUUUGAAUUUCUGACUGGCAUUCCCCCUUUCAAUGAUGAAACAUCACAACAGGUCUUUCAGAAUAUCUUGAACAGAGAUAUACCUUGGCCAGAAGGUGAAGAAGAAUUAUCUAAAAAUGCCCAUAGUGCAAUUGAAAUUCUACUGACAAUUGAAUGUUUCAAGAGAGCUGGAUUGAAAGAGCUCAAGAAGCAUCCCCUCUUCCAGGAAGUGGAUUGGGACAAUCUGCAGAAUUGCUCUAUGCCCUUUGUACCACAGCCAGAUGAUGAAACGGAUACAACAUAUUUUGAAGCCAGAAAUAAUGCUCAACACCUCGUAGUUUCAGGAUUCAGUUUGUAGCACCUGCAGCGUGCUGAACCUGAAUACUGUAAGAGAUGAAAGGAAAAUAUGCUAAUUUAUAUUUAGUAGUAACAUUGGAUUCAUUACUGUUGAAUAUGUAUGUACAAUGUCUGGUGCCAGUCAAUACUAUCUUUCAUUUAUUCUUUCAUUAAUAUGCAAUACUGCCAUCUUGAUUUCCAGCUGUAAAUUAUGUUGCUGAAUGGAGGCUUAUCACUACUACUUUUGCAUAAAAAGGAGAGACCUCAAUGGAAGAUUGUGAUCUCAAAGUUGCUUCUGUUCCAUCUUGUCCAGAUAGUAUUAGCGCACUUCAAGGCUAUCCUCAACUGCCUGCAAUUAUCGAAUGAUUCCAGAGAAACAGGGUUGAAAGCUUCAAUUGAAUUAGCUAGUAGAACAUUUAAAGCACCUUAGGAGCUGUAAUGGAUGACAUUAGUAACUUGACACACUUUGCCAAUUUUUGAUUUUAAAGCAUAAUAUCUGGGACAUGGCUUGUCCCUC
Molecule: messenger RNA, 3425 nt
Organism: Chiloscyllium plagiosum (whitespotted bambooshark)
Lineage: Eukaryota; Metazoa; Chordata; Chondrichthyes; Orectolobiformes; Hemiscylliidae
Gene: mastl
Product: microtubule associated serine/threonine kinase-like
Biological process (GO): intracellular signal transduction; peptidyl-serine phosphorylation
Cellular component (GO): nucleus
Molecular function (GO): protein serine/threonine kinase activity; ATP binding
Source: RefSeq, a predicted model, not a curated record